Molecule: messenger RNA, 2252 nt
Organism: Cajanus cajan (pigeon pea)
Lineage: Eukaryota; Viridiplantae; Streptophyta; Magnoliopsida; Fabales; Fabaceae
Gene: AZG1
Product: AZA-guanine resistant1
Biological process (GO): transmembrane transport; adenine transport; guanine transport
Cellular component (GO): plasma membrane
Molecular function (GO): purine nucleobase transmembrane transporter activity
Source: RefSeq, a predicted model, not a curated record
UUCCACACUAUCCGUUCAAAUUUAAUAUUGAAAUAAAUGACCCUCAGAAAAGAGAAAAAAAGAAAGAAAAAAAAACCUGCCCCCAUGUUAUGUAUGGAGUCUUAAUUAAAAGCUGGAUCCAAAAUAAUUAAUAAUUAAAGAAAAGAAAAUUGAUAGGGGAAGUGAGAGUGUUGGGUAUAUAUUAGAAAGAUCCCGAGAGAGGUUAGAAUCUAUAAUCUAAAUCCUUUGGAAAAGAAAAAGAAAUAGGAAAGAGAGGAGACAGAACACAGAAGGGAGGCAAAAUCAUAAUAUCCUAAUCCAAAGCGUUACUAUAUAAACGAUAGUGAAGAGGGAAGAGGGAAGAAGGAGAAUGGAAACGGAGGGGGAAAGACCCCCACUUCCGCAACACGAAGGCCACACAAAGCCCCUCUCAAGGCUCAACAACUACGUCGCCAAAAGCAGAGUAGGGAAAUGGUUCAAGCUAUCCCACCGGAACUCCACCUUCACCACGGAGCUCCGCGCGGGCACCGCCACCUUCCUGACCAUGGCCUACAUACUGGCCGUGAACGCCUCCAUCCUGGCAGACUCCGGGGGGACCUGCUCCGUGUCGGACUGCCUCCCACUCUGCUCGGAGGCCUCCCUACCUCCCUCGGCCUGCAGCGGGCCCUCCCACCGCCUCCUGCCCCCGGACGAGUCAUGCAAGUUCAACCCGGUGAAUCCCGGGUACGCCUCCUGCCUCGAAAACACGCGGAAGGACCUCAUCGUGGCUACCAUAGCUUCUUCCCUCAUUGGCUGCUUCAUCAUGGGGACCUUCGCCAAUCUCCCUCUCGGCCUCGCCCCGGGCAUGGGCUCCAACGCCUACUUCGCCUACACCGUCGUCGGCUUCCACGGCUCCGGCAACGUCUCCUACCAAAGCGCCCUCGCCGCGGUCUUCAUCGAAGGGACCAUCUUCCUCCUCGUCUCCGCCAUCGGCCUCCGCGCCAAGCUCGCCAAACUCGUCCCCAAGCCCGUUAGAAUAAGCUCCUCCGCCGGAAUCGGGCUUUUCUUAGCCUUCAUCGGCCUUCAAAACAACCAAGGAAUCGGGCUCGUCGGGUUCAGCCCAUCCACUUUAGUCACCCUCGGCGCCUGUCCAACCUCCUCCCGGGCUUCCCUGGCCCCUGUCUUAACGGCUGCUAACGGGACCGUUAGUUUAUUACCCGGCGGGACGGUUUCCGGGGAUAUCCUCUGCCUUAGAGACAGAAUGGAAAGCCCCACACUCUGGCUGGGCCUGGUGGGCUUUGUCAUAAUCGCCUACUGUCUGGUGAAGAAUGUUAAAGGCGCUAUGAUAUACGGCAUCGUUUUCGUCACCGUGGUGUCGUGGUUUCGGAAUACGAAAGUGACGGCGUUUCCAAACACGGAGGCGGGUAACUCGGCGCACGAGUAUUUCAAGAAGGUGGUCGACGUUCACACCAUAAAAACCACCGCGGGGGCGUUGAGCUUUAAGAAUAUAAACAAAGGGUAUUUUUGGGAGGCCGUGGUGACUUUUUUGUACGUGGACAUUCUCGACACCACCGGAACGUUGUACUCCAUGGCCCGCUUCGCCGGCUUCACCGACGAGAAGGGGAAUUUCGAGGGGCAAUACUUCGCCUUCAUGUCGGACGCCACGUCCAUCGUGGUGGGGUCGCUGCUGGGGACCUCGCCGGUGACGGCGUUCAUUGAAUCCUCGACGGGGAUACGCGAGGGCGGGAGGACCGGGUUGACGGCGCUGACGGUGGCGGCGUAUUUCCUUCUGGCGUUGUUCUUCACGCCGCUGCUGGCGUCGAUUCCGGCGUGGGCGGUGGGGCCGCCGUUGAUUCUGGUGGGGGUUUUGAUGAUGAGAUCGGUGGUGGAGAUUGAUUGGGAGGACAUGAGGGAAGCGAUACCAGCGUUCGUGACCCUCAUUCUGAUGCCGUUGACGUAUUCGAUCGCUUAUGGGCUUAUCGGUGGGAUUGGGACUUACAUUGUGUUGAACCUUUGGGAUUGGGGGUGGGGGCUCUUGCAGCACUUUGGGGUGGUCAAAAUGAAAACCACGGAUGAUGGGGUUCUCGUACUUCAAAAUCAACCUUCUCCACAAAAUCCAACUGCUAAACCACUCCAACUACAACCUUAGCAUUAGCAAGGGUAUGUGCUUCUGUAAUAAUAAUUCUUCUCUACUUUUCUUACUCAUACAUCAAUUUCACAACCUUCUACUUCUAUUCUUUCUGUACCACUACCAACUAUACUGUCAAUACAUUCCCUCUACUCUUUUUCUAUCA